GAUAUUCAUGAAUAUGAUAGAGAAUAUUCAGAUUACUAUUUUGAAACAGAUAAUGAAGCUUUAUAUAUGGAUAUUGAGAUAUACAAUGAGUCUUUGAUUGAAGGUAUAGAAAUAGUUGAUGAAGCUCAGCUAGAGGAUACGAAUAAAGAAAUGUCUGAUAGCGAUAGUGAAGAAAUAGCUGAAAAAUAUCUUGAUGACUAUGCCAAGCAACAAGGAUUCUGCUUAUGUAAGAGAAGGCAUGUAUUGGAUUCAAAAGAUAGUACUAUUAUACGAC
This is a messenger RNA of Racocetra fulgida, 274 nucleotides long. Lineage: Eukaryota; Fungi; Glomeromycota; Glomeromycetes; Diversisporales; Gigasporaceae. The record is from the annotation of a GenBank genome assembly.